Molecule: messenger RNA, 6133 nt
Organism: Porites evermanni
Lineage: Eukaryota; Metazoa; Cnidaria; Anthozoa; Scleractinia; Poritidae
Source: the annotation of a GenBank genome assembly
AUGUUUACUAACGAGGUCCAGUUUCACUCUUGCAAGAAGGUUCUGAGAGACCUGGGUCCCGAAUACAACAAGUUCCAAUUGAUGUCGAUAAAUUCUGCCUCGAAAGAGUUUUAUGGCGAGUAAGUCUUGAUCUGACAAGUAAUUGCUUUUAUAUGAUAUAACGAUCAACAGAGGGAAAGCAUAAGUCACAAAAACAACAACAACAACAACAAGCCUGUAUUCAUGAAAUGGCGGAGAUUUUAUCACUACACAAAAAGGUUUUAUCAUUUCUGACACCCAUGGCCAGUAGCGCCCGCGAAAUAAUAUGGAAUGUAUUAAAAUGAGACAUUUAUUGCAAGAAGUAUAUUUAUAAUUGGUUUCGUCUUAAUUUUCUGAAACGCAGGAUCAGUGAAAGAAUAUGCUAUGUGGCCUGGUUUAAACAAAGAAACAAACAAACAAAAACAAAAAACAUUCAAAACAAAUCCAAAGUAUACUCUGACCAAAUUAAACAAUGACAAUGGAGUUGGAUGAUCGGAUCCAUUGAACCCUGCUAAUAGAAAGGCAUAGCUGACCGAAGCCUGGGUGAGAAACGUUUGUUGUAAUUAUUAUUUGUUUUUAAUUUAGAUGCUGGUCUUUUUUAGGUGUGGUUUGAGGGGUGCUUACAUAGAGCUUGUAGGAUUUAGCAAAGAGGUUUUAUUCCAAGUUAGGAGGUAUUGUUCCCCGCCAUGCAAUGUACCGUCAUCUAUUGCGCAGGUAUUUUAACAAUUAAAGUCAUUAAAACGUGAUUUAUAAAACGAUGUUGAUUGAGUUGAGGAGCUGGGACUUGAACUCUUUGAACCAGUCCUGUGGGAUUUGUAUCUUUUUUAUGUAAAGAUUUUUUCGUUCCAAUAAAUUUACCUGCGACGUAGUUAAUUGAGUGGAAUGGUUAUGAAACCCGUCAGACUCCUUUGUUAUAUGUUUUUUUGUGGACCUGAAAGUGCACAACGUUCAAAAGAAUUCCUAUCAUUUUUAUUGUAUUGACCAAUAAAAACGUUGCAUUAAUUUAUUCCGUAACAAUUGGCCAACAGAAAACAAAGGAUUGUACACUUUCAGGGUGCUUCCAACAUAAACUGCAGCACUGUUGUUUUUAUCAUUGAUGUUUGCCGCUUUUCAUAACCAGUCUCCUCUUAUAACUAUGCCUGCAAUCAGGGACAAAUUAUUAAUAAGUAGUUGACACACUUGUCUAAAACGCGCGCCUUUAUCAACAAUUUUUUUCAACUCUGUUUAAAGGACGUAAAUCUUUCCACCCCUGAAUCAAUGAGGUUUUGUAGUUGAAAAAAGAUUUGUGUCUGCAUGUUUAAAACACAACAAUAGGGAACUUAAGCAAAGACGUUUUUGAGCGACGUACGUCAACCGGAGGUCAGGCCUUUUCCCAUUUAACAUGGCUUAACGCUAUUAAAAUUGUACUGCUAAGUGUCCUUUCUCUUGUAGAGAAGAUUUGCCGAAAAGUUGGGUAAAGCUACUGCCUAAGGAUGCAAAAAGCCCACUUCCGGUUAAUGUGCGUCACUCAAAAACGUCUUUGCUUAAGUCCCCUGAUGACUUUGGGGGAGCGGGGAGUACAAAGGGGGAGGGGAUAGAGAUAUACGGAAGUGUCUCAAUCGGCUUUUGUUCCCGGCCUCAGUGUAGUUGCUGGCCAGGUGAGUGAUAACUCUUUAGAUUGUCUUAACUGAUUAUAAAUGUGUUUUUCCAGCUGACCUUUUUUGUCAUCUGUAGGCUGCUGUUAGUGCAAUUUGUAAUCCCCCUCAGCCUGGUGACGAGUCGUACGAGACGUUUAUUAAGGUAAGUACAGUCAAACCUCUCUUUACAGGCACCCGCUAUAUACGGACACCUCAUUAUUACGGACAGUUUGCUUUGUCUCUGGGGAAAGAAAGCCCUUAAUUUUCUCUCAAUUCAACCCGCUUAAUACGAACACCCCGUUAAUGCAGACACUCUCUAUGGCCCCCUCAGUGGCCAUAUUAACGGGGUUUCACUGUAUAAUGCCGUGCGUGUCUAAUCUAGAGGGACUGGACCUAGAUCCGGGACUGAAGAGUAUUACGCCGGGGAGCGUUCUUCCUAGUGAUAGAAAUGUGCCGCUGGAUGGGGUCGCCGCUAAUUUUCCCAACUGGAUUGACUAUAAUGGGGCACAUUUUUAAAUGAGGUACUAGAAUGGGGUCGCACAUUUUCAGGAUUUUGGGGUUAAGAAAAUUUUUUGUAUCCAGGAAUUUAAAAAAGGUGUGAAUUAAUUUUAGAAUGACUGGCUAUGAAAUACAUUUGCGCAAACGCCCGAGGCUUAACAGAGACUUAGAGUCUUUUUACAUGGAGGUGAGGGAUUCCAGCUUGGUGAGGUAACCCGCUUAGGUGUUGUAACCCGCCUUUCCAUAUAAUCUCUCAUAUGGUUACCCCUGCCACCUAUCAUGUAAACUUGAUCAAAUUAAAAUGAGUCAGAUUAUAUGGGCAGGUGGGUUACCCCACCUAAGCGGGGAGCCUCACCCACCUGGGUUCCCCCACUUCCAUGUAAACAGGCCCUAAAAUAGAGUCAAUAUUUGACCACCAAAAAGACUCGGACAUGACGAAAUUGGUUUCUCAAAUGUUGUUCUUGAUGGUCUGGGGGGUGAGUAGGAUAAACGAAUCUGCGGAGAUCGGAAUCCACGGGUUGAAUAUUUAAUUCAAGGGCAGUGUGUGUAAAAACCGUUCACGUGCCAUCGAGGUUAACAGACUGGAUAAUAAUUAUCUGAAAGAAGAUCAUCGCCAUUAUAGACGUAACUUUUUGGUCACCGGGCGGUAUCGCACAGGUCAAGGUUUCGAAUCCUGUUCAAGCCUAAAUUUUUUCAGGCUUUCUUUUCGCAACUGCAAAAAUUGCGUCUAUAACUGCGAUGGUCUUCUUUCGUACAAUUCUUCACCCCGCAGUUCUCAUAAAUGAUUUUCGUGUAUUCAUAACUCCAUCAUCAUCCUUUCGCGGGUUUAAUACGAACCAAUUCAACGACCUGCUCCCAGUCGGCUUGUUAGCUCAAUUGGUAAGAGCGCUGCACCGGUAUUACAGAGGCCAAGGGUUUGAAUCCCGUAAAAGCCUGAAUUUUUUCAGGCUUUCUGUUCGCAAGUGCAAAAGUUGCGGCUGUAACUGCGAUGAUCUUCCUUCAUAUAAUUCUUCACCCCGCAGUUGUCAUAUAUGAUUUUCAUAUAUUAAUUUAACUUCAUCAGACUGGAUAAGUUUGAAAAAACGUCAGCACAUGCCCGCUAAGUGGCAGCUUUAGACUCAGUUUUUAAGAUUUAAUUUAUUUCUUAAACGUCUAUCUUAGAAGGAAAAUGUUGAUUUUUCCGCAGGAGAAAAUGGCCAUAUUGGAUUCUUAUCAGAGAAAAGCCAAGAUAACAACAAAGAUGCUGAAUUCUCUUAAAGACGUCUCGUGUAAUCCUGUUACUGGUUCAUUGUAUGCAUUUCCCAAAGUUAUUCUUCCACAAAAAGCCGUCGAAGAGGCUAAGGUGAGGCGUAGUUCCUCGAAACCAAUAGACCUUUUGCGAUAUGGCGGCCAUAUUGAAUUUAUUAGAUUUAAGGCGUAUAAUGGGAUACCCAGGGAGCCCUCGCCCAGUGUUUAUUCGCGCUUUUCGGGCAAAAAGAGAACUUCACUGUAUAUUUCUCGGGGAAAAAAGGCAAUCAUUAUUACAUCCAAACACGGCACAACGAUCUUUUUUUUUCCAUUACAAUCUUCUUCUAGGAAACCUUAAAAAAACAAGUUGGCCCGAAAAGCGCGCGUAAAUACUGAGCGAGUAUAUCGGAUCGUGCUCAUGCCCCCUGGGCAUCCCAUAAUACUCCUUAAAUCUUAGUAAUUCAAUAUGGCCGCCGUAUCGGUAAAAAGGUUUAUAGAGAGUUUAGGCAGUGUUAACGCUAUAGUGGAUAGCGUUUCGUCUCGACGCCAAAAGGUGUUAGGUAUAGCAUAAACAGCAACUGCCCUGGACCUGAACAAGUAGCUCACACACAUCGAACAUCGUACUGAGCGGUUGGCCGAGAGCCAGCUUGGUGAACUAAGUCCCAAAUCUCACUCCUGAAUAUUUAUUUCGUCUCAGUGGGUUCCAAUCCCCGCCGCUACGUAUUCACUUCCUCGACGGACCGAAAAAGUGUAAGGGCCAGAACCUAUUCGACAUAUGACGCUCUACAGUGUUCGAGAUUGGCGCGGCGUAGCUUCGCUCCGUCACAGAAAUCGCGCCAAAAUCACCGUUCUUGUGUAUGAACAGAAGCACUAUCCGGUACGGUUUUCGCGCCUGCGCAAAAGCUAUCUUGUAUAAUGUGAACAAAGCCUUACGCAACGAACACGCGACGGAAUCGAGAACGGCAAAAAAGAACUCUGCACUAUAUGAACAACUUUGCACGUGCAUCACGCUUUUUUGUACAUUUCUUUGCCGUUACUGCACGACUACGACGUGAAAAUGCCUAAUUUCACGUUUUGUGGGGGACGUGAACACAUAACAAUGACUUUCUUUUUCUUUUCCUGAACUUUGAUAUAGUCUUUUAGAAUGCAACUCCAGAAAAAUUAGCCGAUGUUUGACGAAAUGAACGAGAUGAAAUAACGCGAUAAAGUUUGAAGCAGCGCGAAUUCACUUAUUCAGUGACGAAGCCGUAGCCGUCGUUGAAGCUUAAGCUCCCUCCCUAAUAUAGAUUCCCUUGGGCUUUAUUCCAAAGCCCGCAACGGAAAUGUGCAACCUCAUUCCCAGGGUCUUCUUCAACCCGCAGGGACGAGUAAGAGACGACCCUGGGACGAGGUUAGGAAAUGCGUUCAUCUUUUUCAGCUUAAGAAUUGUGCACCUGACAAAUUCUACUGCUGGCAGAUGUUAGAAGCGACUGGUAUAAGUCCUGUACCGGGAAAUUCGUUCGGACAAAAAGAAGGAACAUAUCAUUUUAGGUCAGAGCUAAGUUGUUAUUCGCGUCGCUUUAUUAAUUAUUUUAUAUACUUGUUUCUCUUGUUGGGAAAUGGGGAAAGUCGCGUUGCUGAUCGGCUGGGACGGAGUAAUUGGCCUCUGAAGUUGAACAAGAGACUGGCUCACCAGGAGGAGACUGUUUUGGGAGACACCUUUUUGGCACCUAUGCUGGGUUGUUCAAACCUGGGUGAAGAAAACCCAAGGCUAUUGCGAAAUUUGAAUUCAAACAUGAAAGCGUAAAAAGCCAAUUCAGAUUGAUUCUUUUUGUCUGCAAUUUGAUGAUAAGAUACUCUAAAAGUGCUUGGAAAAUUAUCCAAGAAAACACUUUUGAACAAAAGAAAAAGAAAGCCGGAUUAGAAUUACACCCCCCAUUAGAGCUAAUCAGCCUUCUAACAACAGACCUUUUCAGUUGUAGGUUUUGUUUUCCCAUUGCAGACCACGUGAUUUUACACUUGAGAACUGUUUCUUUCAAAUGACGUCCUAUGAAUGUGCAUCCACGUGCAUAUGCGUGCAUAACUAAUGAAAAUACAAAAGGCAAAUUCCCCUGAGAACAUCACGAUGUCUGAAUUGGAUAAAAACAACUGACAAGCUAAAAAGGUCUAUUGGGCCCUGUCCUGGGGUAAAUUUAAUAAAACUUUUACACUUGUAAUUUAUAAGUGUAGUCAUUGUUUAAGAGUCUGAAAACAAUAGCUACACUUGUAAAUUACACUUGUGAAAGUUUUAUAAAAUUUACCCCUGCGGAACUUCAAAAUAGCCAAAAACCGAGGCGAUCGAAUGUCCUCAAGCAGUCCCAUAUUGCUAUUCGGCACAACUUCCGACCCAGCCUCGCUCGUAACCUCCAAAGGACAAUUCUUAAGGUGACUCGACCCAGUAUUUUUUUAGGUACACCUUCCAUCUUUGGUCUCUUAGACUUAAACAAAUUUAUCUUUAUAAUAUUGCAAACAAUUAUAACUGAUGUAUUACACACGUUGAAAACUUUUAGUUGUUUCCAAUAGCUCCUGUAUCUUUUAUUUAAAAAGUGAAAUAAACCUGACUUUAAUUACUUUUUGGAAAAGCAAAAUUAUUAUAAAUCAGGAUAUAUAAUGUUUCAAAGUCUUUAUUUUUUCUUUGUCGCAGGUUAACCAUCUUGCCAUCUGAGGAAAAGGUAGUUUCCAUGUUCGACAGAAUGAGCAAGUUUCAUGAGGAAUUCAUGCAAAAAUACAGAAAUGACAAGGAUAAUCAACACUAA